This is a messenger RNA of Striga asiatica, 468 nucleotides long. The record is from the annotation of a GenBank genome assembly. Lineage: Eukaryota; Viridiplantae; Streptophyta; Magnoliopsida; Lamiales; Orobanchaceae.
AUGGCAGUUGUUCUAUUCCAGAAUUCGUGCACUUUGGCACUCUGCAAGUGGCAAAUAAGCUAUUCUCAUUUAUAUGCCAUUCAGCACAUCAAUUACAUGAAGUGCAUUCAGACAACUAAUUUUUUAUUUUUAUCAGGAAAUUGUGUUACCAUGGCAUCGAGGAUUGCUGCUAGAUAUAUCUCGCGCAGGUUCUCUAGCGGUGGAAAAGUCCUUAGUGAGGAGGAGAAGGCUGCGGAAAAUGUCUAUAUCAAGGGUCCCAAAGCAGAUGAAGCAUCCGCAACUAGCGCCGGAGGCUCGGGAUCUGUAACUGAUGCUAAGCCGAGUGCUGGGCAGUCAUCCUCGGCUCCUAAUGUGUCAACCGACAAAGACAAGAACUAUGCUGUGGCUGCCGGUAUUUUUACGAUUGCUGCUGCCUUUGGGUGGUAUUGGGCUUCAAGGAAGAAACAACCUGAGGAGGUCCAGGAUUGA